Messenger RNA from Rotaria sp. Silwood1, 363 nucleotides. NCBI's taxonomy places the organism in Eukaryota, Metazoa, Rotifera, Eurotatoria, Philodinida, Philodinidae. The record is from the annotation of a GenBank genome assembly.
AUGAGGAAUUUACCUCGCCGUGGUAGUGGUUUUGAUGGUAAUCAAUAUAAUUCUCCAAAUGGACACAAUCAAUAUAAUUAUCAAGAUCGGAACAACAGAUAUUAUCCAAAUUUUUCUCGUCAUAAUUAUGAACCACGACACUGUUAUUAUGGUUAUAAUAUUGGUGGCAAUAUGCACCGACCACCACCACGAUACCAUCGAUUUUAUCAAGAGACAACAAAUAGAAGAAAUAUACACCAACCAAGAACUCGUUUUUUCCAAGACAGAAUCAAUGGUUCAAAUCAAGAACAAAACGAAGCAAUAUUAAUCGUGAAUGUUUUCAUGAAUUUGAAUCCAAGAGUAUUUAAUAGACAUAUACGUUGA